This is a messenger RNA of Gongylonema pulchrum, 534 nucleotides long. Lineage: Eukaryota; Metazoa; Nematoda; Chromadorea; Rhabditida; Gongylonematidae. The record is from the annotation of a GenBank genome assembly.
UGUGUAUUUUUGCAGAUCUGUAUGCAUUCGUUGCACUGUUUUGGAACAGCUGCGCAAUUUAAAGCAUGUCGUGAGAAGAUUUCAGAAAUGCCAACAUUAUUUAGUAGCAUAUUCAGACUUCUACAGUUUCAUCAUUUGCCAUAUCUUGCCUGCGCAGCUGCCGAAUGUGUUUGUUCACUGGCUGUCUGUACAAUGCUCCAAAUGCAUCUCUUUCAAGCAGGAGUGGAACACAGUGAAGAUACCAACAAACAGUCGCUUCGCAAUAAACUGGCACGCUGUAGUUGCGAAGCACUGGCAUGUUUGGCUGGCUUCCGAGAAGGCACACCGGACAACGAUGGCGUUCAAAGAAGGCCAAAAGAAUGGGCUGUGGCUGUACUGAGUGAAUUGUUCGGUGGCGAAUUCAAACUUUCUGUCCAUGAAAAAGAGUUGAUUGUCGGUGAUAUCUUUGUAAGGAUUUACAACGAACAGCCAAAUUUUAAGUUACAAGUAAGUUCGUUGAAUUUUCCACCUUUAUAUUGUAAAAUCCAUAAAUAG